CAUCUUGAUUUGCAUUUAUAUGUUCUACCACUAAGCCACAAUUGCCUCCCAUGGGGUGUACAUUUUUUGUUUUUAGAGGAGUUCAUGAUGGGAGACCUGUGGCAACUGACCACUGUUUAUACGACCUCUGACCUCUACCCUGUCAACCUCACCGGCCUUAGCAACCUGGAGAACUCCACAAGCUCCAGCUGGGUAACCAGCAUCAAGUUCUCCCCUUACUACCAGCAUUCGGUAGCCGUGGCGAUCAUGUUCACCCUGGCCUACAUGUUCAUCUUCCUCCUGUGCAUGGUGGGAAACGGUCUGGUGUGUCUGAUGGUGGUGAAGAACCGCCACAUGCGCACCGUCACCAACAUCUUCAUCCUCAACCUGGCGAUCAGCGACCUGCUGGUGGGAAUCUUCUGCAUCCCCACCACGCUGGUGGACAACCUCAUCACAGGUUGGCCCUUCAGCAACGCAGUUUGCAAGCUGAGUGGUCUGGUGCAGGGAAUAUCUGUAUGUGCAUCUGUAUUUACCCUGGUGGCCAUUGCCAUACAUAGGUUCCGUUGUAUUGUUUACCCUGUCAAGCCCAAGCUAACACUGUUUGUUGCUAAGGCAACUAUAGGUUUAGUGUGGGCUUUGGCGUUGGUGAUAAUGGUGCCUUCAGUUGUUAUGCUGACGGCCGAGAGAGAGGAGGGCCACUUUGUCGUCUCCGUUGACAACCAGACCCUCCCUCUGUAUUCUUGCUACGAGACGUGGCCAGAUCCGGAGAUGAGGAAGGCCUACACCGUGGUGCUCUUCACUCACAUCUACCUGGUCCCUCUGGCCCUCAUCAUGAUCAUGUACAGCUGCAUCGGAGCCAAGCUGUACUCCACAGCCGUCCUGUCCAGCUUGGAGACUCCCGGUGGUGUGCGGGUAGGCAAGCCUCCCAUCUCGCAGAGGAAAGUAAAGGUCAUUAAGAUGCUAAUAUUGGUGGCUCUGCUUUUCACGCUGUCUUGGCUUCCCCUGUGGACCCUCAUGCUGAUCACAGACUACGCCAGGCCGGAGGGAGCCCAGCUUGAACUCCUGACGGGCUACAUCUUCCCCUUCUCCCAUUGGCUGGCCUUCUCCAACUCCAGCGUCAAUCCCAUCAUCUAUGGCUACUUUAAUGAGAAUUUCAAGAGGGGCUUCCAGGCGGCUUGUCGCCCUGGCUGCUACUGCGAUACGCUCCCACAGGAGCGCGCCGCCCCCCAGAAUCUCCCCCGCAGCAAGACGCAGACCCAGCGCGACACGGCCCUGAGCGCCAACCCCCUGAUCCUGGGCGUGAGAAACCGUAUCUACACGGGCAGCGACCCGACCGGCUGUGUGUGCCUGGAGAUGGAGCAGAAGAGGGAGGAGGGGAGCGUGGAGGCAGAAGGCUCGGGGGCGGAGGGCAGCAAUGGUGGGCUGGCGAUGAAGAGGAGUCCCUUUGUUGACGAUGGAGAUCUGGUGUCUGUUGUGGGGGCCGUUGUGUGUCGGGCGUGGGAGCUCUGA
Osmerus eperlanus (European smelt) is the source of this 1488-nucleotide messenger RNA. RefSeq names its product neuropeptide FF receptor 1 like 3 (gene npffr1l3). The record is from RefSeq and is a predicted model, not a curated record. Lineage: Eukaryota; Metazoa; Chordata; Actinopteri; Osmeriformes; Osmeridae. The coding region runs from base 85 to 1488 and encodes 467 amino acids. Gene Ontology annotation, cellular component: plasma membrane. Gene Ontology annotation, molecular function: neuropeptide receptor activity; peptide binding. The transcript is spliced from 3 exons. Gene Ontology annotation, biological process: G protein-coupled receptor signaling pathway; cellular response to hormone stimulus.